CGCUCCAGCCGUAAGCGAAGGCGUACGUUACCGCUCAUAUUUUGGUUGACUGUGUCAACGUAGCUUUGUUGAUAUCCUUCAAAUUUACUAUCCUUGACGCCUCCAAGCUCCAGGCUGAGCCAUCGUACGGCCCUUCAAUCGACGGCACGGACACCUUAUUUAUUCUGAAACCAGUGAAUUGCGGCACCCCAUGUCUGGCAACUAGUGGCGCAGCGUGAUCAUGGCACUUGUCCGGGACCCGGCGUUCUGGAAACGCUUCUCUGCCGCUAUGCACCUCGACGAAGAAGCAAAGACGGAAACAGGACCAAAGAAACCUACCAUCUGGACAGAUCAUUGGAUUGAGGCCCAACGCCAGAAAAGAAGGCGGACUUUCAUCUGUGGCAUCUUGAUCUUUCUCAUAGUAGCGAUAAUUGUUGCGGCCAUUGUUGUCGUCAUCUUGUGGCUGAAAUCGAAGAACUGGCUCAAGCCUGAAACAGAAGCAGUGCCGAUAAGGCGGAAGUACGAGUUCUUCAACGUUACUGAAGGUUCGAUUCUCCCAAGGAAACUGUGCUGGGGCCAUCUCAUACCAUCUCAGCUGAAAAGGAAAGGCGGAGAUUUUGGAAAUCGAGGUUGGGGAAGCGGAAAUGUGGAAAGACAGGGGAUUCUGUGA
Messenger RNA from Aspergillus costaricaensis CBS 115574, 649 nucleotides. RefSeq lists its product as uncharacterized. The coding region runs from base 221 to 649 and encodes 142 amino acids. The transcript is spliced from 3 exons. NCBI's taxonomy places the organism in Eukaryota, Fungi, Ascomycota, Eurotiomycetes, Eurotiales, Aspergillaceae. The record is from RefSeq and is a predicted model, not a curated record.